UAUUCUGGUUCUGACAUGGUGAAGAAGAAAGGGAAGAAAUCUAGUGGACAGAGAGAGGAGCAGGCAGCAGAAGGUCAGCCUCAGAUGAAAACUAUUAGGCAGCGAGUGGGAUCAUCACAACAUGAGCAUCAAAAGCAACACGAGGCACCCCCAGUGUUGUCAAGUGGUUGCAUAGCUGGACCAUCACAGCAAUCACAGGGACAAAGGGAUCAAGGUCCUCAAAAUUGUUCACAACCUCAGAAUCAACAGCCAUUGAAUCCUCCUACUUACGAUGCUGGCAGAGGAAGAGGACAAGGAAACCCCCGAGCAGGCACUGUAAGGCAACAGACUGGAGAUGCUGAUGUUGCAGCUAUAACUAAAGGAAUUCAGACAUUAAAAAUCCCAAAUAGGACAGGUUGUGGGACUAAAGGAAGAAAAACUGCAGUAGAAACCAACUAUUUGUCAUUGGACUUGUCAAAGCUUCGGAACAAAAUUGCAAUUCAUUAUGAUGUGGAAUUUAAACCUUCACCAUUUCCAAAGAGGCUUUUGAGACUUGCAAUGGAAGAAUUCAGGCGGAUAAAUUUUCCUGAUCGAUAUCCAGCUUUUGAUGGGAGGAAAAACUUGUACAGUACUCGAGAGCUGCCAGAGAAAACUGAUAGUGUCAUGGUGCAAGAUGAAGAAUAUGGUGGGGUUAAGCAGUGUGAGAUUACUAUUACAUAUACAUCUCAAGUUAAUUUGGGAUCCCUCUCUACAUAUAUGAGUAGUGACAGUACACUGGAAAUCCCACAGAAAGCUAUUCAGGCUGUAGAUGUUGUGCUGCGCAAUGCACCAUCUUUGUGUGGGUGUGUGCAAGUUGGACGCUCAUUCUAUACUCCUCCAAGAGGUAGAAUUUUGAAACUCGGUGAUGGACUAGAAAUGUGGUAUGGAGUGUUCCAAAGUGCUACUUUGGGCUGGAAGCCAUUUGUGAACAUUGAUGACUUAAAGGUUGAUUACAUGAUCCCUAACAAUCCAACCAGCAAGCGAACAUUCAGGGUAAACACAAUUGCUGAAUGUCCAGCAAAAUUACGAUUUCAGUUGGAUGAUGGUCAAAGGAUAUCAGUUCAAGAAUAUUUUGCCCGUGUCAAGUGUAUAAAACUGAGAUAUCCACAUCUUCCGUGCCUUCAUGUUGGUUCGCUUAACAGAAAAAAUCCAAUAUAUCUUCCACCAGAGUUGUGUUCAAUCUCAAAACAUCAAGUGAUUAAUAAGAAAAUGAGUGAGAAACAGACUUCUGCAAUGAUAAAGCAUACUGCAACAAGCACUGAUAUGAGAAAAAGAAAAAUAAUGGAAAUGCUGAGCCGAGUGAGAUUCAAUGACGACCCAUGUGUCAGAGAAUUUGGUCUCUCUGUUGGAGAAAAGUUUGAAGAAGUAAGCGCUCGGAUCCUGGAUGCUCCGCAGUUGGAGUAUAAAAAUCAGAGAUUUCCUACAAUACCAAGUAGUGGUGUGUGGAGAGCAUCAAAUUUUGUUAGCAUUGGAAAUUUGAAAUCUUGGAUAAUUCUCAACUUAGACAGUUAUGUUGUAAGUGAAGAUGCACUCCGGUGUUUUGGAGAAGAAAUGCAGAAAACAGGGAAGAAGUAUGGGAUGAAUAUUCCACCUCCAUUAACAUCAAAAAUUUUGCAAUUUCCAGCACAGGAUACAUCUGAAUUGCAGACAUUCUUCACUUCAAUGAAACAUAAGAGAGUUGAUCUGAUUGUUGUUGUGAUUCCAGAUGUGAAAAACAGUUAUGCCAAGGUUAAGCAAAUUGCAGAACUAGAUGUUGGAGUGUUAACUCAAUGUAUAAAGUCAAGAACAAUGCAACGUAUGAAUCCAGCUACAUGUUCCAAUAUUCUUCUGAAAGUCAAUUCAAAACUGAAUGGAGUGAAUCACACACUUUCAUCUGUGUCAAGGCCGUCAUUCUUUGAAUCUCCUGUAAUGAUAGUUGGAGCUGAUGUGACUCAUCCUUCACCUGAUCAAACAGAUAUACCCUCUGUUGUUGCUGUAAGUAUUCAUGAUCCAAAAGCAUUAUUCAAAUACAACAUUCAGAUUCGACUGCAGCCUCCUAAAGUUGAGAUCAUUCAAGACUUGCAAGAUAUUAUUAAGGAACAGCUGUUGUACUUCCGUGAUUUCACACGUUAUUUGCCAAAGAGGAUAAUAUUUUAUAGAGAUGGUGUCAGUGAGGGAGAGUUUGCAAAGGUUUUGAAUAGUGAGCUGACUGCUGUUAGACGUGCCUGUUCUUCAGUGCAGCAAGGAUACAAACCAAUGGUGACAUUUCUUGUUGUUCAGAAACGACAUCAUACUAGAUUUUUUCCCACACGUAGGGAGGAUGAAGAUGGCAAGAACCGUAACGUACCCCCAGGUACUGUGGUUGACUCUGAGAUCACACACCCUGUUGAGUUGGACUUUUUCUUAGUGAGCCAUGCCAGCAUACAGGGUGUGAGUCGACCAACCAAGUAUCAUUUGUUGUGGAAUGAUGAUAAUGUUAUGACAACUGAUGAUCUUGAACAGCUUACAUAUUAUUUAUGUCAUAUGUUCUCACGAUGCACACGCAGUGUGUCCUAUCCAGCUCCCACAUACAAUGCACAUUUGGCUGCAUCUCGUGCUCGUGUGUACCUCGAUGGGAGAAAGAUAACAUUGACAAAUCUUGCAAAUAAACAGAGGAAGUACUUUGAAAGUUCUGUUUUGAAAGCGAUUAUAAAGGACUUUCCUAUGUAUUUUGUAUAGAAAGAUCUGUAUCACGUUUGAACAUCAACUGUGUAUGUUGAAGAAAGUGUUUCUCUUGUUUUUUGUUAUAUGAAAGAUUGAUAGAAUUCCAUCAAUUCAGAAUGUGAAAGGUGCAUUUGCCUGGAGAGACUGAGAGGACCCAUGAAUAGACCUCAGGAUAGCCAGACUCUGGUCUAAGAAUUGAACCAAAGAUGAAGCAGAAAUGCUAACCACAUAACACCAAUGUUCAGAAACUGUCAAGUGCAUUUCUGUCCCUCAU
Molecule: messenger RNA, 2974 nt
Organism: Zootermopsis nevadensis
Lineage: Eukaryota; Metazoa; Arthropoda; Insecta; Blattodea; Termopsidae
Source: RefSeq, a predicted model, not a curated record